AGGAAACUCCUUCCUUCCGGAUUCUAUCCAGAAAACUCUUUUGUCUGCCCCUAGAAAAAGCAAAGCAAACCGCGGUCACACACCCACUUCCCCAGAGGCCAGAAGCCAUUACAGAGUCAUUUUUUUUCACAGUUUUCAAUAUUUUCUUGAUAAUAAUUUAUUGUCCCGUUAUACAAAAGUACAUAUUUUAUUAUUGUUUUGUCGCUUAGUCUUCAAGAUUACUUGAACCGCCCUUCCAAGGCAAAUCGAGAUUUACGCUAUAGCUGUUUCUGAUAUUCAACAACGUUGCCAUUAGUGUUUUUCACUCCAAAGCUUCCGUGCACUCCUCCUCCAUGGCUUCUCUUACCCAGAUUUCCCAAUCCCAGUCGUAUUUCACCAAACCCCACAUCCAAAUUCCGCCUUUUCUCGCGAACCCUGAUUCCAGUUUCUCCCUCAAGAAGAGUGGCCACCUUCGGUUUCAUCGCAGAACAGCGGAGAUGCCUUUGAAGGCUGUGGUUGUGUCCGCGACGACGGCCGAGAAGCCCAGCAAGCGUUACCCGGGCGAGUCUAAGGGAUUUGUAGAGGAGAUGAGGUUUGUGGCGAUGAAGUUGCACACCAAAGACCAGGCCAAAGAGGGCGAGAAGGACGUCAAGGAGCCGGAGGAGCGGCCCGUGGCCAAAUGGGACCCCACCAUCGAUGGCUAUUUGAGGUUCCUUGUUGACAGCAAGUUGGUCUACGACACGCUCGAAGGGAUUGUCGAGAAGGCGGCUUUUCCCGUCUAUGCUGAAUUUAGAAACACUGGAUUAGAAAGAUCUGAAAAACUGGCUAAAGAUUUGGAGUGGUUCAAGGAGCAAGGCCAUGCCAUCCCAGAACCUUCUACUCCUGGUGUGACCUAUGCACAAUACCUGAAGGAAUUAUCAGAGAAAGACCCUCAAGCAUUUCUCUGCCACUUCUACAAUGUAUAUUUUGCCCAUAGUGCUGGUGGUCGCAUGAUUGGGAAAAAGGUAGCUCAAACGAUUCUGAACAAGAAGGAACUGGAAUUUUACAAAUGGGAUGGUGACCUUUCUCAACUGUUGCAGAAUGUGAGGGAGAAGUUGAAUAAAGUUGCUGAGGGCUGGACCAGAGAGGAGAAGAAUCAUUGUUUGGAAGAAACCGAGAAAUCAUUCAAGCACUCUGGAGAAAUUCUUCGUUUAAUAUUGUCAUAAUAUGUAUUCUGCAAGUACUGGCGCAAGCCUUUAAAAUUUGUGUACAUUCAUAAUUUGGCAUUUUGCUUUGCAACAUUACCUAUGAAAAUAUGAACCAACUGUUGCUGCAGAUAAGCUGGAAUUAAUUAAAAUAUAAAUAUAUGUUCAGACAA
Molecule: messenger RNA, 1336 nt
Organism: Juglans microcarpa x Juglans regia
Lineage: Eukaryota; Viridiplantae; Streptophyta; Magnoliopsida; Fagales; Juglandaceae
Product: heme oxygenase 1, chloroplastic
Exons: 4
Coding region: 333-1184 (283 amino acids)
Biological process (GO): heme oxidation; phytochromobilin biosynthetic process
Molecular function (GO): heme oxygenase (decyclizing) activity
Source: RefSeq, a predicted model, not a curated record